Molecule: messenger RNA, 975 nt
Organism: Salvelinus sp. IW2-2015
Lineage: Eukaryota; Metazoa; Chordata; Actinopteri; Salmoniformes; Salmonidae
Source: RefSeq, a predicted model, not a curated record
CCUCUUUUUACAUGUUCCUUUAAAUCUGGGGAUGACAUCUUAAACASUUAGUCUCAGACAGAGCAGAGACAGAGACAGACCCAGAAACAGACAGAGGGGCAACGAUAGGACCAGAACCUGAGUAUGGACAGAAAACACAGUAAGUUGUUGGAGAUGUCUGAACCCAUCUAUGCUGAGCCCGAUAUGACCAAGAAGGUUAAGUUUAACAGAGAUGAGAUGAAGGAGAGGAUUGUGGAUAUCUACAUCAGUGCAGACACCCUGAGAGACGGUGAGACCAGCACCAAGAGAGAAGAGACAGAGGACACUGCUCCUAAUAAUGGACCAGGAGACCAGCACUCAGUACAUUGUCAGUGGUGGAAGAGACCCUCUGGAGUUGCUGCAGUGUGUCUGGGGCUGCUGUGUGUUCUCCUACUGGCUGGGAUCAUAGGCCUGUCUGUACAAUACAGCAACGUCUCAAAGAACUCAUCUGCAGAGAGAGACCAGCUACAGACCAGUUACAACACCCUGACUAAAGAGAGAGACCAGCUACAGACCAGUUACAACACCCUGACUAAAGAGAGAGCCCAGCUACAGACCAGUAACAACAACCUGACUAAAGAGAGAGACCAGCUAAAGACUGAGAGAGAUUUUCUUAGCGGGAGGCUUACCAAUUGCAAUUGGCAGAAGUUUGAAUCAAGUUGGUACUUCCUCUCUGAGAAGACUGAGAAGAAAACCUGGGAGAAGAGCAGACAGGACUGUCUGGAGAGAGGAGCAGACCUGGUGAUCAUAAACAGCAAUAUGGAACAGGUGACGUUCUUUCUGUCACGCUAUGAGAAGAUCAUUCUCACAUGGCCUGUAGAGGAUCUCUUCGGAAUAGACUUUCGUGUAUCUCUACACAGUCCUCCUGCCGCAGUUAGGGCCUGCAUUACCAGGCUGUUUGUCAUAGUCUUAGUACCUACAGGGGUUAAACACAACGUCAUGAUAUCCAUGGUUUAA